AGCUCCAGGCCGUAGCCUAAAACCCUAACACAAGCGAUUCCCAUUACCUUUCGCGCUAUUUUUGGCUGCCAUACGCAUAUCGUGAAUAUCAAAACCAAUGGCCGGCGGCAAGAUCAAGAAAGAGAAGCAAAAGCCUACACGAGCGCCGUCGAAUCACUACCAAGGAGGCAUUUCCUUCCACAAAUCGAAGGGUCAGCACAUCCUCAAAAACCCCUUACUGGUGGACACCAUAGUCCAGAAAUCAGGAAUCAAGAGCACCGAUGUUAUUCUCGAGAUCGGUCCCGGUACCGGAAAUCUUACCAAAAAGCUCCUUGAAGCCGGUAAAAUGGUUAUUGCUGUUGAACUUGACCCCCGCAUGGUUCUCGAGCUCCAGCGCCGAUUUCAGGGCACUCCUUUAUCUAAUCGAUUAAAGGUCAUCCAGGGUGAUGUGCUCAAAACUGAUCUUCCUUAUUUUGAUAUAUGUGUGGCGAACAUCCCUUAUCAAAUCUCCUCUCCCCUCACAUUCAAAUUACUGAAUCACCAGCCUUCUUUUCGGUGUGCCAUUAUAAUGUUCCAGAGGGAAUUUGCAAUGAGACUUGUUGCCCAACCUGGAGACGCUCUGUAUUGCCGUCUAUCCGUGAAUACUCAGCUUUAUGCUAGAGUGUUCCACCUCCUCAAAGUUGGAAAGAACAAUUUCAGGCCUCCGCCUAAGGUGGAUUCCUCUGUAGUUCGAAUUGAACCCAGGAAACCACGUCCCCAAGUGAAUCCCAAAGAAUGGGAUGGAUUUAUAAGAAUUUGUUUCAUUAGAAAGAACAAGACUCUUGGUUCAAUAUUCAGAAUGAAAAAUGUCUUAUCUUUGCUGGAAAAGAACUACAAGACCCUGCAGGCAUUACAACCUUCUCAAAUUGGUUCGUCUGAGGGUAAUGAUGCUGGGAUGGGUAUUUCUGGACUGGGAGAUUAUAAGGAGGAUCAGAGCAUGGACUUGUAUGAUGGAACAGAUGAUGAGAUGGAGGUAGAGGAUGGUGAUGCAGAUGCUGAGGUGUCUGAAUUCAAAGAAAAAGUUUUAGCUGUGUUGAAAGAGAAAAACUUUUAUGAGAAGAGAUCCUCUAAACUCUCACAAGAGGAGUUUUUAUACCUGCUCUCUCUGUUCAAUGUGGCUGGCAUACACUUCUCGUGAUCAUUUGAGGCCUCAAUGUUACCCUUUUCCAUUUUUUUCUUUCAGAAAUUUUUAUGAAGUUUGCCCCAAUUUUGUUUUGUUUGGUUAACCCAAAAUCUUAUUUAUAAAAUCCUGUAAUUUAGUUUUGGGGCUGAGAAUAGUUCCCAUUGCUUGCUUGAAGGGACUUAAAUGGAAAUAUGGCAGUUAAACUCUGAAGUUCAGAGAGCCUA
This is a messenger RNA of Hevea brasiliensis (rubber tree), 1365 nucleotides long. RefSeq names its product ribosomal RNA small subunit methyltransferase. The coding region runs from base 98 to 1156 and encodes 352 amino acids. Gene Ontology annotation, cellular component: mitochondrial matrix. Lineage: Eukaryota; Viridiplantae; Streptophyta; Magnoliopsida; Malpighiales; Euphorbiaceae. Gene Ontology annotation, molecular function: rRNA (adenine-N6,N6-)-dimethyltransferase activity. The transcript has 2 exons. The record is from RefSeq and is a predicted model, not a curated record. Gene Ontology annotation, biological process: rRNA methylation.